CCGGCGCGCCCGGACUCCAUUUGCCGUGGAGCCGUUGGAGGCCGGCUUCCGGCGCAGGUACGGGUCGGCGCACGCGGCCGCUGUCCGGUUGACUUUGCAGAGCCAUGGAGGGCGGCUUCGGCUCGGAUUUCGGGGGCUCCAGUGGCGGCAAGCUGGACCCGGGGCUCAUCAUGGAGCAGGUGAAGGUGCAGAUCGCCGUGGCCAACGCACAGGAGCUCCUGCAGAGAAUGACGGAUAAGUGCUUCCGGAAGUGCAUCGGGAAGCCGGGGGGCUCCCUGGACAAUUCGGAGCAGAAGUGCAUCGCCAUGUGCAUGGACCGGUACAUGGACGCCUGGAACACCGUGUCCCGCGCCUACAACUCGCGACUGCAGCGGGAACGAGCCAACAUGUGACCGGGACGCGCCGCCCCCGGCCCUGCCCCAUUUCCAUAAAUGCGCUUUGUGAGGCGGGGGCCGGCGUGAGCGUACUGCCAACCCUUCGUUUAUGAGGAUGAGACUGGUGCUGGGACACUUGGGACUCUGCCGACGCCCAACCCACCUCCCUACCGCCAGCAAGUGUAGCUGGGGACUUGGGGGGCUCUGGACCUUCCCAAAGUGCUGGCAGCGCGGUGGCACCUCCUCUGAUGUGACCCGCUCAACCUCAUGCCCAGGGCAUAGAACCCUCAUGGGGGCCUGGAGGCCUGUCGUCAGACCGCACCUGAGUUGUGACCUGGGAGUGGGCCCACAAAUAAAUUGCUGAGGGGGGCGGAGAGAGCCCUGUGCAUCUUCCCUGCAGGCGCCUCUGUGGGAGAAGGAGUCCCUGCUACCUGGGUCCCCUACCCAGACUGAGCCUCAGUCUCCGCCCCGCCCCCCCCUUUCUCCUCUGUGCUGCUGGGUGUUUUGGACGACUGGGACUGCGUUCACACAAAAGGGAGCCUUGAACACGAGGCUGAACCCCCAGCCCCAAAGGUGGGGUUUGGGGGAAGUGGCCCUCCCUGAGCCCUUGCUCACCUCCCACACCCUCCCCCACUUCUGGGCCCUGGUGAUCUCCAGGUGAGUGGUCUUCGCUGUGACAUGGAGGUGGUGAACCAACAAGCUCGGAACAAAGGGCUCUUUAUUGGAGUGAAAUAUGCGGUAAAACUGCACCCUGCCACCUGCUGGCCCACCACCCGCCACCUGGACUCCCCUUGGGCUGGGUGGCCGGCCUGCAUGCCUCUUGCCUUCACGUCGCCUCCCAGGCCUGGGCAGCCACUGUGCAGUCACUCCUGGAUGUUCUGCCCGAUCCAACCUCUCACAGCUGCCACCCGGGUGUAGACGCCCGGGAAGUGGGGCCGCCCGCAGCCGUAGCCCCAGCUGGUGACCCCGGUUAGCACCCACCGACCAGAUGGCUCCCGGCAUGCCAGGGGUCCCCCGGCGUCACCCUGAGCGGAGGAGGGGAAAGGUGCUCAGAGCAAGCCAGUGCUGCCACAGCUCUGACAGCCCUGGGGCCAAGGGCGGACUGGCCUAACCCUGGGUGGCUGGUCACGGGUGUCACGUGGGUUCCCUGUGUGACCCCAGGUAAGUGGCUACCCCUGUAAACCUCACUUUUAUUAUCUGAGAAAUGGGUUCAGUGUCAGGAGGGGCUGUUUCAUCUGGGUGGCAGGUAUUUUUGGUUCCCUAGCAGAACUGGGCCUCACUGCAGCCUGUGCGGGUCCCAACGCCGCAGGGCCCAGGGGAGGAGGGGGGACGACAGGCUCGUAACCGAUGCCCAAUAAACGGUCGAGUGAAACUUCGA
Pteropus alecto (black flying fox) is the source of this 1752-nucleotide messenger RNA. RefSeq names its product translocase of inner mitochondrial membrane 13 (gene TIMM13). The transcript is spliced from 3 exons. The record is from RefSeq and is a predicted model, not a curated record. NCBI's taxonomy places the organism in Eukaryota, Metazoa, Chordata, Mammalia, Chiroptera, Pteropodidae. The coding region runs from base 105 to 392 and encodes 95 amino acids.